Molecule: messenger RNA, 6117 nt
Organism: Nipponia nippon (crested ibis)
Lineage: Eukaryota; Metazoa; Chordata; Aves; Pelecaniformes; Threskiornithidae
Source: RefSeq, a predicted model, not a curated record
CGGGACGGGGCGCCGCCCUCCCCCGUGUUGCCUUGGGACCAUCCGCUGGACCCCGCAGACUUCGACGGGCUGUUCAUCAGCAACGGCCCUGGGGACCCACAGCUCUGUCAGGAGACAGUGUCCAACCUGCGCCGGGUGCUCGAUGCACCCCAGCCCAAGCCCAUCUUCGGAAUCUGCCUGGGCCACCAGCUGCUCUCCCUGGCCCUCGGCGCCCGCACCUACAAGAUGAAGUAUGGGAACCGUGGGCACAACCAGCCGUGCCUGCAUGAGGACACGCGGCGCUGCUUCAUCACGGCACAGAACCACGGCUUCGCAGUGGAGGUGGGCAGCCUGCCGCCCGGCUGGGCCGCGCUCUUCACCAACGCCAAUGACGGCUCCAACGAGGGCCUCAUCCACGAGCACAAGCCCUUCUUCAGUGUCCAGUUUCACCCUGAGCACCGUGCCGGCCCCACGGACCUGGAGGGGCUCUUCGACAUCUUCGUGGCGGCAGCGCGGGACCUGCAGAGGGGAGAGGGCAGCGCCCGCACAGGUGAUGUGACCUGUCCCCCUCCCGUGCGGGAGCGCCUGCGGGACUGGCUGACCUAUGACAAGGCGCCGGCGGGGGGCCAGGAUGCGGCCCGGCCCCGCAAGGUGCUGAUCCUGGGCUCCGGCGGCCUCUCCAUUGGGCAGGCAGGCGAGUUUGACUACUCGGGGUCGCAGGCCAUCAAAGCGCUGAAGGAGGAGAACAUCCAGACGGUGCUGAUCAACCCCAACAUCGCCACGGUGCAGACAUCCAAGGGGCUGGCGGACAAGGUCUACUUCCUCCCCAUCACCCCUGAGUACGUCACCCAGGUGAUCCGGAAUGAGCGCCCCGACGGGGUGCUGCUGACCUUCGGGGGACAGACGGCCCUCAACUGCGGCGUGGAGCUCACCAAGGCGGGCGUGCUGGAGCGGUACCGCGUGCGGGUGCUUGGCACGCCGGUCGCCUCCAUCGAGAUGACAGAGGAUCGCAAGGUCUUCGUGGAGAAGAUGGAGGAGAUUGGGGAGCAUGUGGCACCCAGCGAGGCUGCUGCCUCCCUGGAGCAGGCACAGGCAGCAGCCGAGCGGUUGGGGUACCCAGUGCUGGUGCGCUCCGCCUAUGCCCUUGGGGGCCUGGGCUCUGGCUUUGCCAACACCCGGGAGGAACUGGUGGCAUUGGUGAGCCAGGCCUUCACCCACACCUCCCAGGUUCUGGUGGACAAGUCCCUGAAGGGCUGGAAGGAGAUCGAGUACGAGGUGGUGCGAGACGCCUACAACAACUGUGUCACGGUGUGCAACAUGGAGAACCUGGACCCGCUGGGGAUCCACACGGGCGAGUCCAUCGUGGUGGCGCCCAGCCAGACCCUUAACGACACCGAGUACUUCAUGCUGCGGCGCACGGCUGUGAAGGUGGUGCAGCACCUGGGUAUCGUGGGCGAGUGCAACAUCCAGUUUGCCCUGAACCCUGAGUCGGAGCAGUACUACAUCAUCGAGGUGAACGCCCGGCUUUCCCGCAGCUCAGCACUGGCCAGCAAGGCCACUGGCUACCCCCUGGCCUAUGUGGCUGCCAAGCUGGCCCUGGGCAUCCCCCUGCCCCUCCUCAGGAACUCCGUCACCAACUCCACCACAGCCAACUUUGAGCCCAGCCUGGACUACUGCGUGGUGAAGAUCCCGCGCUGGGACCUCAGCAAGUUCCUGCGUGUCAGCACCAAGAUCGGCAGCUCCAUGAAGAGUGUGGGGGAGGUCAUGGCCAUCGGGAGGAACUUCGAGGAGGCUUUCCAGAAGGCGCUGAGGAUGGUAGACGAGAACUGCGUGGGCUUUGACCAUACUGUGAAGCCGGUCUCGGACAUGGAGCUGGAAACACCAACGGACAAGCGGAUCUUUGUGCUGGCAGCUGCGCUGCGGGCCGGCUACUCCAUCGAGCGGCUAUAUGAGCUGACCAAGAUCGACCGCUGGUUCCUGCACAAGAUGAAGAACAUCACGGACCACGCGGUGCUGCUGGAGUCGUACCGUGAGGAGCAGAGCACCAUGCCACCCGCUGUGCUCAAGCGGGCCAAGGAGCUAGGCUUCUCCGACAAGCAGGUGGCCCUGGCUGUGCUCAGCACCGAGCUGGCCGUGCGGAAGAUGCGGCGCGACCUGAAGAUCCUGCCGGUGGUGAAGCAGAUCGACACCGUGGCAGCGGAGUGGCCAGCCCAAACCAACUACUUGUACCUGACCUACAACGGCACCGAGCAUGACCUGGCCUUCCGUGAGCCCCACGUCAUGGUCAUCGGCUCCGGCGUUUACCGCAUUGGCAGCAGUGUCGAGUUCGACUGGUGUGCCGUUGGCUGCAUCCAGGAGCUCCGCAAGAUGGGCUUCAAGACGAUCAUGGUGAACUACAACCCCGAGACAGUGAGCACCGACUACGACAUGUGCGACCGCCUCUACUUUGAUGAGAUCUCCUUUGAGGUGGUGAUGGACAUCUAUGAGCUGGAGAACCCUGAGGGCGUGAUCCUGUCCAUGGGCGGGCAGCUGCCCAACAACAUCGCCAUGGCCCUGCACCGGCAGCAGUGCCGCAUCCUGGGUACCUCCCCGGAGGCCAUCGACUCGGCUGAGAACCGCUUCAAGUUUUCCCGCCUGCUUGACUCCAUCGGCAUCAGCCAGCCCCUCUGGAAGGAGCUCUCUGACAUGGAGUCGGCCAAGCACUUCUGCUGCAAGGUGGGGUACCCCUGCGUCGUGCGUCCCUCCUAUGUGCUGAGCGGCGCCGCCAUGAACGUGGCCUACUCGGACAGCGACCUGGAGAAGUUCCUGAGCAAUGCCGUGGCCGUGUCCAAGGAGCAGCCCGUUGUCAUCUCCAAGUUCAUCCAGGAGGCCAAGGAGAUCGAUGUGGAUGCGGUGGCCUGCGAUGGCGUGGUGGUAGCCAUCGCCAUAUCGGAGCACGUGGAGAAUGCUGGGGUGCACUCAGGCGAUGCCACGCUGGUGACGCCCCCCCAGGACAUCACCCCCAAGACACUGGAGCGCAUCAAGGCCAUCGUCCACGCUGUCGGGCAGGAGCUGCAGGUCACUGGGCCCUUCAACCUGCAGCUAAUCGCCAAGGACGACCAGCUGAAGGUGAUCGAGUGCAACGUCCGCGUCUCCCGCUCCUUUCCCUUCGUCUCCAAGACCCUGGGGGUGGACCUGGUGGCUCUGGCCAGCCAGGUGAUCAUGGGUGAGGAUGUGGAGCCCGUGGGGCUGAUGACGGGCACGGGCAUCGUCGGCGUCAAGGUGCCCCAGUUCUCCUUCUCGCGCCUGGCGGGCGCUGAUGUGGUGCUGGGUGUGGAGAUGACCAGCACAGGUGAGGUGGCCUGCUUCGGGGAGAACCGCUGCGAGGCUUACCUGAAGGCCAUGCUCAGCACUGGCUUCAAGAUCCCCAAGAAGAACAUCCUGCUGACCAUUGGCAGCUACAAGAACAAGAGCGAGCUGCUGCCCACGGUGCGGACCCUGGAGAGCCUUGGCUACAAGCUGUACGCCAGCCUUGGCACCGCCGACUUCUACACCGAGCAUGGCAUCAAGGUGAUGGCCGUGGACUGGCACUUUGAGGAGGCAGACGGCAGUGAGGCUGGCGCCCGGGAGACCCAGCGCAGCAUCCUGGACUACUUGGCCGAGAACCACUUUGAGAUGGUCAUCAACCUCUCGAUGCGCAACUCGGGGGGCCGCCGGCUCUCCUCCUUCGUCACCAAGGGGUACCGCACCCGGCGCCUGGCCGUCGACUACUCUGUGCCGCUCAUCAUCGACAUCAAGUGCACCAAGCUCUUUGUGGAGGCACUGGGCCAGAUUGGGGCAGCCCCCCCGCUGAAGAUGCAUGUGGACUGCAUGACGUCCCAGAAGCUCAUCCGCCUGCCAGGCCUGAUCGACGUCCACGUCCACCUCCGUGAGCCAGGCGGCACCCACAAGGAGGACUUUGCAUCCGGCACAGCAGCCGCCCUGGCCGGGGGUGUCACCAUGGUGUGUGCCAUGCCCAACACCAGCCCCGCUGUCACCGACGCUGCCUCCUUCGCCCUGGCGCAGAAGCUGGCCGAGGCCGGGGCCCGCUGCGACUUCGCCCUCUUCCUGGGGGCUUCCUCGGAGAACGCUGGCUCCCUGGGCUCCCUGGCCGGGGCGGCCGCCGGGCUCAAGAUGUACCUGAACGACACCUUCUCCAGCCUGCGGAUGGACGACGUGUCGCUGUGGAUGGAGCACUUUGAGCAGUGGCCACGGCACCUGCCCAUUGUGGCGCACGCGGAGCGGCAGACGGUGGCCGCUGUCCUCAUGGUGGCCCAGCUGUACCAGCGCCCCGUGCACAUCUGCCACGUGGCCCGCAGGGAGGAGAUCCUCCUUAUCAAGGCAGCAAAGCAGAAGGGGAUCCCAGUGACAUGCGAGGUGGCCCCGCACCACCUCUUCCUGUGCCGGGACGACCUGGGGCGCCUCGGGGAGGGCCGAGCGGCCGUGCGGCCGAUGCUGGGCACCCGCCAGGAUGUGGAGGCGCUCUGGGAGAACAUGGACACCAUUGACUGCUUUGCCACGGACCACGCCCCCCACACGCUGGAGGAGAACCGGGGGCGGAGCCCCCCCCCCGGCUCCCCGGGCCGGGGGCCGUUGCUGCCGCUGCUGCUGACGGCUGUCUCUGAGGGGCGGCUUACCGUGGAGGACAUCAUCCAGCGCCUCUAUGAGAACCCCCGCAAGAUCUUUGGGCUGCCUGUGCAGGAGGACACCUAUGUGGAGGUGGACCUGGAGCACGAGUGGAUCAUCCCCAGUCACACGGCCUUCUCCAAGGCACGCUGGACGCCUUUCGAGGGCAUGAAGGUGAAGGGGACGGUGCGGAGGGUGGUCCUGCGCGGGGAGGUUGCCUACAUCGAUGGGCAGGUGCUGGUGCCCCCUGGCUAUGGGCAGGACGUGAAGAAAUGGCCCUCGGGAGCCGUGCUGGCGCCACACACGGCCCCCGCCAAGGAGAGCACGAAGUACUGCAAGUGCCAGGAGGGCUGUGCCGUGCUGGCAGCACCCUGGGAGAGCGGGGCCCCAGCCGAUGACGCUCGUGAAAAGGCUGGCAGGAAGGCAGUGGAGGCAGAUCCAGCUGCGAUCCAGGACAGCUACUUCUACCCACCGGGCCCCUUCCCGCGCCAGGCAUCCCCCCAGGGUGUGCCCCACUUCCAGACCUCCCCGCUGCUGCACCCCCUCGUUGGGCAGCACAUCCUCUCCGUCCAGCAGUUCUCCAAGGAGCAGAUGUCGCAUCUGUUCAACGUGGCACACACCUUGCGCAUGCUGGUGCAGAAGGAGCGGAGCCUGGACAUCCUCAAGGGCAAGGUGAUGGCGUCCAUGUUCUACGAGGUGAGCACGCGGACCAGCAGCUCCUUCGCGGCAGCCAUGAGCAGGCUGGGUGGCUCCGUCCUGUCCUUCUCGGAGGCCACCUCCUCGGUGCAGAAGGGCGAGUCGCUGGCCGACUCUGUGCAGACCAUGUGCUGCUACGCCGACGUGCUGGUGCUGCGGCACCCCCAGCCAGGCGCUGUUGAGCUGGCCGCCAAGCACUGUCGCAAGCCUGUGAUCAACGCUGGGGAUGGGGUGGGGGAGCACCCCACGCAGGCACUGCUGGACAUCUUCACCAUCCGUGAGGAGCUGGGCACCGUCAACGGCAUGACGAUCACCAUGGUGGGCGACCUGAAGCACGGGCGCACGGUGCACUCCCUGGCCUGCCUGCUCACCCAGUACCGCGUCAACCUGCGCUACGUCACCCCCCCCGGCCUCCGCAUGCCCCCUGACAUCACCAGCUUCGUGGCCUCCAAGGGCAUCAAACAGGAGGAGUUUGGGAGCAUCGAGGAGGCGCUGCCAGACACCGAUGUGCUCUACAUGACCCGCAUCCAGAAGGAGCGCUUCCGCCGGGCGGAGGAGUACGAGGCCUGCUUCGGGCAGUUCAUCCUCACGCCCCACAUCAUGACCCGGGCCAAGGAGAAGAUGGUGGUGAUGCACCCCCUGCCCCGCGUCAACGAGAUCAGCAGGGAGGAGGUGCUGCCAUUCCCCCAGGCCCGGCGGGGAGCAGGGCCCUGCCGUGUGUCCCACUGCGUGAAGGGCCCUGGCCCGCUCCAGGCUCGGAUCUGCGUCGGGGGCCUGUGCUGGAGGCAGGAGGGCUAA